AUGAUGGGUUCGGACCUGGAGGCCAACGGGGACGAGCACCCCUUUCUUAUGAACGAGACGGUCGAGCAUUUCUCCUGGAAAUCUGUCACCGUCAAUGUCAAGGACAGAGAAACAAAACAGCCCAAAGCAAUUCUUUCCGGUGCUAGUGGUUAUGUAAAUAAAGGUGAGUUGAUGGUGCUUAUGGGCCCAUCGGGAAGCGGAAAAACGACUCUAUUGAAUGUUCUCGCCGGUCGAGCCAGUAGUUUGCGUAAUGGGGUCAACGGUGAAGUUCUUGUCAAUGGCAGAACAGCAUCAAAAGAAACCUUUAGGCAUUUGAGCUCCUAUGUCGAACAGGAAGAUGUGCUUAUCGGUUCAUUGACGGUGGAGGAAACGCUGUACUUUGCGGCCCAGCUGUCCCUCUCCAGAUCAAUACCCAAGAAGGAUCGGAUACAGCGUAUCAAGUACCUCCUCAAUUCCUUCGGUAUCCAGAAUCAGGCUAAGACCUUGAUCGGUACACCAAUUCGCAAGGGAAUCAGCGGUGGCCAGAAGCGCCGUGUCAGUGUGGCCGCUCAAUUGAUUACCUGCCCUAAGAUCAUCUUCUUGGACGAACCUACUAGCGGCCUAGAUUCUACCGCCAGUUAUGAGGUUAUGUCAUUUGUGAAGGCCUUGGCCAGGAAGAACAAUCUUAUUGUCAUUGCCAGCAUCCACCAGCCAUCCACUUCAAUGUUUCAAUCUUUCGAUAAGCUUCUCAUUCUAUCCGCAGGAAAGACCUGUUACUUCGGGCCUGGAAAGGAUAUGAAGGCAUACCUUGACAAAAUAGGACACCCCAUGCCCAUUCAAAUCAACCCGGCGGAGUUUGUGCUCGAUCUCGUCAGCACAGAUUUCGCAACCAACACUGAGGAGGCGGAAGCUCAAUUGGCCAAAAUACACCAACAGUGGGAUGAUUCAGAGGAGUCCUCGAACGUGAGUCUUGAGAUAUCAAGACUGACUACCCUGUCCGAAAAAGAAGAAAACAUCACCCUUUCGACAGACCAGCUGCAACAUGUUAAUAUUGUCUCAACCAUCUUCACACUGCUUCAUCGAUCGUUUAUCAAGGGCUGCCGUGAUGUUGUCGCAUACGGUAUUCGAGUUGCGAUGUAUCUCGGCCUGGCUAUCAUGGAAGGCACUGUCUGGCUGCGACUUGGGACUGGCCAGGAGAACAUCCAGCCAUACAUCAAUGCUCUGUUCUUUUGCUCUGCAUUCAUGUCGUUCAUGGCGGUUGCGUAUGUGCCAUCAUUCCUCGAAGACCGCGCGACAUUCAUCAAAGAGCGAGCCAACGGCCUCUACGGCGCGACUUCUUUCGUGAUAUCAAAUUUCCUCAUCGGAAUGCCAUUCUUAUUCAUGAUCACCAUAAUAUUCUCCGUUGUAGCAUACUGGCUCGUGAACUUCCGUUCAGGCGCAGACACCUUCUUCACGCUGGUUAUGUGGCUCUUCCUCGACCUGCUUGCCGCCGAGUCCCUCGUAGUCAUGAUAGCGUCUCUAUUCCCGAAUUUUGUGGUCGCUUUGGCCCUCACAGCCUUCACGAACGGUAUCUGGAUGAGCGUCGGCGGCUUUAUGGUUGCUCCAGCCAUCCUGAACGUAUUCUGGAGAUACGUCUUCCAUUAUAUAGAUUAUCAGACCUAUGUAUUCCAAGGGAUGAUGGUCAACGAGUUCUCUGGCCGUGUUUUCAACUGCGGCACGUCUUGCCAGUGUAUGUAUACCAGCGAACUGGCGUCUCAGUGCCAGAUUUCAGGCGAGGGGAUUUUGAACUCCUUCGGAUACGCUACUAACAAACAGGCACAAUGGGCCGGGAUCCUCAUUUCGAUCACUGCGGUGUACCGGAUUCUGGGAUGGCUCGUACUGUACUUGAAGAAGACCUGA
Molecule: messenger RNA, 1878 nt
Organism: Nannizzia gypsea CBS 118893
Lineage: Eukaryota; Fungi; Ascomycota; Eurotiomycetes; Onygenales; Arthrodermataceae
Exons: 7
Coding region: 1-1878 (625 amino acids)
Cellular component (GO): membrane
Molecular function (GO): ATP binding; ABC-type transporter activity; ATP hydrolysis activity
Source: RefSeq, a predicted model, not a curated record